This is a messenger RNA of Arabidopsis lyrata subsp. lyrata, 1136 nucleotides long. RefSeq names its product U1 small nuclear ribonucleoprotein component SNU71. NCBI's taxonomy places the organism in Eukaryota, Viridiplantae, Streptophyta, Magnoliopsida, Brassicales, Brassicaceae. The transcript is spliced from 3 exons. The record is from RefSeq and is a predicted model, not a curated record. The coding region runs from base 180 to 905 and encodes 241 amino acids.
GGCAACAAUCUCAGGUAGAGCUAGAGCAUCAGUGGCGGGGCAGACGGAAAGUUGAUAAAGAGCAAACCCUAGUAUAGUACGGAACCACCAAAGAAGUUUCUUUUCUCGCUCCAUUAAUCUUCGUCUCCUUUUUCAGAAUCUUCUCGCUCGUCAUUUUUCUUCUACAGUAAGAGUUUAGAAUGUUGAGUGAGUGUAUCCGGAUACUAAGAAUGUUGUGUUUUGAGCAAAAGAGUCAAACUUUUGAAGCAGAAAAGUCUGAAGCUGGUGAUUUGAAGAAAUUGGUGGAAGAGUGUACUGAAGAACUGAGGUCAAAGAGGAAUCUACUGACUGUGAGGCUCGAUUCUUUGACAAGGGUUCAGAGAGAGCUUGAGUCAAAGGAUAACCAAUUGGGACAGGUUAUGGCCGAGAUUAAGAGGCGUUGCACUGAGGCUCGUAAUGUUCAAGAGCGUAAGAGAGAAGUGGAAGAUGAAACAGCUUCAAAGAAGAAAGAGUUGUCACUGAUUGUUGAGCAGAUCGAAGAAUCUGACAAACAGCUUGAGAACAAGUCUCGAGAAGUAGAAUUGAAGGAGAAGGACAUUGAAGAGAACAGAAAAGAACUUGAUUUGGUUAAGAGUCAAGUCAAAGCAUGGGAAAGGAAACUCAUUCAGCUUAGGAAAUUGGUUGAUGAUGAUUGUACAAGAGAACUAAGUCCAAGGAAAGAUCAUGUGGAUUCAUCGAACAACACUCAUGUGAAACUGACGAAAACCGUGCUUGUGAAACAUAGUGGUGUAGAGGAGGAGAAUCAUGGUUUUACUUCGCCAGUCAAAGUUGUUAUGUCAUCAUCUGAUGUUAGUUCCAUCAAUGAGCCCCAAGCAUCCUCCACUCUUCUACACACACCAGAGGAAAGAAACGCUCAAAGACCCUGAGGAAACAGAAGAAAAGCUUAGACUCAAAGGAGACAUUACUAAUUAAGUUUGUGAGGUUAAACAAAUCAUAUUUGCAUCUACGAGGCAAUGAUAUGAUCUUUAGGGCCAACUAAGUAAGUUAAUAGAGUGUGACUCUUUAGGUUGUUCUCUUUGCCUAAGACAUUGAAUACCAAAUGAGUCUCUGAACAUCUUGUGAGUCAUGUGAAUAAACAAAACAAAGUUCCAGCAAUA